Molecule: messenger RNA, 3292 nt
Organism: Delphinapterus leucas (beluga whale)
Lineage: Eukaryota; Metazoa; Chordata; Mammalia; Artiodactyla; Monodontidae
Source: RefSeq, a predicted model, not a curated record
GAACAGUGUGUAAACUGAAAACUACAUUUCCCAAGGGGCAGCGCGGCAUGUCACAGAGGAAGACAGCGCAUGCGUAGAGAGGUCCUCCGCGCUGCGACCAAGCUCAUAAAAGGCAAAAAAGCGUGUGUGAUUUUCGCCCUGCCGCGAAUCUUCGAACGCAAGCGCGUUGUUAUCCGCAGACUUUGAAAAGCAUUCGAGCGACCGCGCGCCUGCUCCCGCUGUCGCAGUUUCCAGCGCGACGUGCUUUUCCACCCGUGGCUCGGCGCCCCCGUAUACCACACCAUGGCCCUCGUGUCUGCUGAUUCCCGCAUUGCAGAACUGCUCACAGAGCUCCAUCAGCUGAUCAAGCAAACCCAGGAAGAGCGUUCGAGGAGCGAACACAACUUAGUGAACAUCCAAAAGACCCACGAGCGGAUGCAGACAGAGAACAAGAUCUCUCCCUAUUACCGGACAAAGCUGCGUGGCCUCUAUACAACCGCCAAGGCCGAUGCAGAGGCUGAGUGCAACAUCCUCCGGAAAGCCCUAGAUAAGAUUGCGGAAAUCAAGUCUCUGCUGGAAGAGAGGCGGAUUGCGGCCAAGAUCGCGGGCCUGUACAAUGACUCGGAGCCCCCUCGGAAGACCAUGCGCAGGGGGGUGCUGAUGACCCUGCUGCAGCAGUCAGCCAUGACGCUGCCCCUGUGGAUCGGGAAGCCUGGUGACAAGCCCCCGCCCCUCUGUGGGGCCAUUCCAGCUUCCGGGGACUACGUGGCCAAACCUGGAGACAAGGUGGCUGCCCGGGUGAAGGCUGUGGAUGGGGAUGAGCAGUGGAUCCUGGCCGAGGUGGUCAGUUACAGCCAUGCCACCAACAAGUAUGAGGUAGAUGACAUUGACGAAGAAGGCAAAGAGAGACACACCCUGAGCCGCCGGCGGAUCAUCCCACUGCCGCAGUGGAAGGCCAACCCGGAGACAGACCCCGAAGCCUUAUUCCAGAAGGAGCAGCUCGUGCUGGCCCUGUAUCCCCAGACCACCUGCUUCUACCGUGCCCUGAUCCACACGCCCCCGCAACGGAUGUCUGGUUCCUGCUGGAUGAGAGAAGGGACAGUCCUCUUUCAUAACCGUGACCCCAGGAGAAGCAACAGCAGUAACUAGCUGAUGGAUGAGUGCACGUGUUGCUGACUCGAGUGCUAGGAGAUAAGAGCUAUACAGGGCACUGCUGCAAGGGGGCACUGCUGCUCAGUCCUGCGGAGGGGAUCCAGGAGGACUGGGCUGUGGGCUGUCAUAGGGGAGGGGGGCUGAGAGGGCCUUGGCAGGUCACUGUGAGGUUCCUGCCUCUCUGCGUGUGACAUGGAGGGACGCAGAAGCAGGCGGCCUCACCUGCUUUAUGUCCUCAUAGAAGAGGUAGAGAACAGGGUGGGUGUGACUCAGCUCCCACCACUCCUGCACGUGCUGGUACCAGGACCCGUAGGACACUGGAGAAAAGGGCAGGGGGCAUGGACACAGAGGUUGGCAUAAGUUGUAGCUGGUGCCCCUCAGCUCCACCCCACCCCUUUCCUUCCUCCAGAGUCAGCCCCACCUUCCCCAGCCAUGAACUUCUCCAGGAAGCUGUCCCAGGUGCCAGGGUCAGGGUGCACCUUGGCCAUGUGGUAGAAGUGGUAAUAGGAGACGGCCACAUCCUUUGCAUUGCGGGCAACGUAGACCACCUGGAGGGGCAGAUGACCCCCCCGACACCCCAGCACCAUCACCACACAGCACACUGGGCACUAGGUGUCCCACCCUUCACAGCAUCCUUGCCAGGGAGGUUCUCUCGGUUUGGCUGAGGGAGAAACGGGUCUAGAGGCUGACUCACUUACAGUCCCAUGGUGUGGGCGAGACUGAGCUGGGGCUUGAACCCUGCUCUGAUGCCGAACUCUGGGCUGCUCCGUGAAACCAUAUUUUAUACUAAUCUAAUCCCCUCAAUGCCACUCUGCCUGAAUUUGGAACAAGGCAUGCUGGAUUCCCACCAGCCCCUCUUCCACGGGCCUGUGAGCCCGACUCUGCACAGAGGAGUCUCCUUUUCACCAGAUUAUCUGACCCCACUAGAGCCAUCAGGCAGAUGCCCCCCGCCUCCCUUAAGAUGAGACCAGGCUGGAGGAGGUGAGGAGACCUCCCCAGAAGGUAGGGCCAAAGCUGGGAUGGCCCCAGCAGCCUCCUUCCCUGGCUUCCUCUGCCAUUCACCUUGACCUUCUGAUCCAGCAGCGUCGGUGGAAGCAGAGCCAGGGGCAAGUGUGUCUUGAUCAGCCGUGGGGCUGGUGUAUCUUCCAGAAGCUCAGCACCUAAGCCAUAGGUAGGGAAAAGCCGGCUGAGCUGGAGCCCGAGUCCUACCUCCCAGCACCCCGCCACAUACCUGUGGGAAGGCCAGGGACCCUGAGCUCAAGGAAGGGCACCCGGACGAAGAUGGGGGCUCUUUGACACUUCUCCAGGUCGCCACCCUGGUAGAUCAGGUCCAGGAUCUCGCUUACCCAGGUGGUGCCUGGAGAGUGAGGGAAAUGGGAGAUGAGCAGGGCUGAGCACGCCCCUCCCGGCCCAAGGUGGGGACUGCAGCCCAGGAGAGGCAUUGGUGCCCUCAUCGCCUACCGGAUUUGGGGUAGGUGCUGAUGAGCAGGUCAUCGGGCCAGGCUUGGAAGCUCUGCAGCGGCCCCAGGCCCUCUGCAAAGUACUUGAUGAGAGGGACCCCCUUCAUGUACUCCAGUGGCGGGCGGGAGGUGUCCUGGACCAGCUCCAUGCUGCCACGUCAGGGUCCAGAGUGUAGCUUCCUUCCCUUAACAAUAUCACAGUGGUGCCAGCUGUUGAAUUCUUGCUUUAAGGUAAGGAAACUGAGGCUGAGGGAGCCACUUGCCCACGCUCACAGAGCUAGUGAGUGGUGGGGCUGGGAUUCAAAGCCAGAUCCAGUGCUCACGCAGUGGGUCACACCCAGGCUCAUUUUUAUUUGCCUGCAGAGCUUUUAAAAUCCCAAACCAAUUAAAACACUCUCUGGGGAUGGGACCCAGACAGCAGUUUUUUGGAAGCUCUCCAGGGGAUUCCAUUGUGCACCUGAGAAAACCCACUCUAGGUCCUGCCUGUUUGAACUUCCUGCCAGCCCCCAGCUUGCUUUCUCUUCCUGCUUUGCCUCCGGGCCUAAUCCUGGUGGGCUCCUCCCUGACGUCCCCUCCUUCAGCUCCCCUCCUGGCCCCUCACAUAUGUUGGAAAACUCCAAAAAGGCCAGUUGGGCCUGAGACCCCGCUUGCCCAGCUACCCUCCCCAGCUUGGAGAAAAACACAGCCAACUGAGCAACUGU